Messenger RNA from Cooperia oncophora, 306 nucleotides. Lineage: Eukaryota; Metazoa; Nematoda; Chromadorea; Rhabditida; Trichostrongylidae. The record is from the annotation of a GenBank genome assembly.
AUGGAGCUCACACCGAUUGACCCCAUUUUCAAGGUAUACCACGACUGCGACGACGGCAUCAAGCCUGGCUCAAGAAAAGUCAAAUUUGCUCUACCGAAGUCCUACAUUACUAAUGGAAUGACACCCAAGAAAACAUUUCGACAUGGGACGAGCCCUUCACAAUUGAAUCUCAUCGAGAAAUGUUUAGGAAUACUGAACCUGGAAACAAUUUUUGCCAAGGAAGAACGAGAGAUGAUUGUAACAAGAAGGAGGAGAGGACGGGUUUAUGAUGAGGACGAUAGAAGCAGCAGCGAUGAAUCCAUAUAA